This is a messenger RNA of Phycodurus eques (leafy seadragon), 2483 nucleotides long. RefSeq names its product TAF5 RNA polymerase II, TATA box binding protein (TBP)-associated factor (gene taf5). Lineage: Eukaryota; Metazoa; Chordata; Actinopteri; Syngnathiformes; Syngnathidae. Gene Ontology annotation, cellular component: transcription factor TFIID complex. Gene Ontology annotation, biological process: transcription initiation at RNA polymerase II promoter. Gene Ontology annotation, molecular function: protein binding; RNA polymerase II general transcription initiation factor activity. The coding region runs from base 1 to 2244 and encodes 747 amino acids. The transcript has 11 exons. The record is from RefSeq and is a predicted model, not a curated record.
AUGGCGGCCGUACAAGGCGGUAUGGCCGACGCUGUUGAAAUAAAGGACAUUAAAACAGAAGCACCCGUUGAUGCAGUCGUCAACAACAAUGCGAAUGACGGCAGGGUACUUUCUGCGUCCCCCGGGCCCGGUGCUUCGGUUGGAAGUAACAAACCCACGACAGGAGCUCUGGAGGAAAAGCAGACAUUGCUGGCAAUUCUACAAUUCCUUAAAAAGAACCAACUGUCCGAGUCAGUCGACAUUUUGCGUCGUGAAGCGGGAUUACCCCAGGAUUUGUUCGAUUUGAAGGAGGGUGAUGCGUCCUCAGGUUCUGGAGGUGCAACAGGGACUGUGGAAGGAGGAGGUCUGGAUGCCAACUCUCUUCUGAGCCGAGUGACAUCCUCCUCUGGAGCCCAGGCGCCAGUUAAAGCGCCACCUGCAGAGGACCAGCCGGAUGUGAGUGUGGUUUUGUCUGCUUACAGCCAGCAGGGAGACCCAGCUCUCUAUGAGGUUUAUUACAGUGGCUUGAAAAAGUUUAUAGAAACAGUUUUGGACUGUCAUAGAGCAGAGCUGUCCCAAGUUUUCUACCCCCUGUUUGUGCACAUGUACCUAGAACUGGUAUACAACAACCAUGAGAAUGUGGCCAAGGCAUUCUUUGAAAAGUUUAGCGGGGAUCAAGAGUGUUAUUACAGAGAAGACCUUCAAGUGUUGUCGGGUUUGACAAAGAAGGAGCACUUGAGAGGCAAUGAGACUCUGCUCGACUUUCGGACUAGCAAGUUUGUCCUGCGCAUCUCUCGUGACUCGUACCAAUUGCUCAAGAGGCACCUGCAGGAGCGCCAGAACAACCAGAUCUGGAAUAUCAUCCAGGAGCACCUCUACAUUGACAUCUUUGAUGGGAUGCCACGCAGCAAGAGCCAGAUUGAUGCAAUGUCUGGUAGUCUGGCUGGAGAGGGCAAGAGAGAGGCUAAUAAGGCAAAGGUUUAUUAUGGAUUGCUUAAAGAACCGGAAAUUGAACUACCACUUGAUGAUGAGGACGAGGAAGCAGAGAAUGAGGAGGGUAAACCUAAGAAAAAGAAACCCAAAAAGGACAGCAUGGGCUCCAAGAGCAAGAAGCAGGAUCCUAAUGCACCUUCACAAACAAGGAUACCACUUCCAGAACUAAAGGAUUCGGACAAAUUGGACAAGAUCAUGUACAUGAAAGAGGCAACCAAGAGGAUCCGACUGGGACCGGAUAACCUCCCUUCCAUUUGUUUCUACUCUUUUCUCAACGCAUACCAGGGUUUAACUGCUGUGGACUUCACAGAUGACUCAAGUUUAAUUGCAGGAGGCUUCGCUGACUCCUCAGUCAGAGUGUGGAGUGUCACUCCAAAAAAGCUACGCAGAGUCAAGUCAGCAGCAGACCUCAAUCUGAUUGAUAAAGAGUCAGAUGAUGUGUUGGAAAGGAUCAUGGAUGAAAAGACAGCCAGUGAGUCAAAGCUCCUGUAUGGGCACGGUGGUCCUGUGUAUGGUAUCAGCUUCAGCCCAGACAGAAACUACCUGCUGUCGAGCUCUGAAGAUGGCACAGUGAGGCUGUGGAGUCUCCAAACCUUUACCUGUCUGGUGGGCUACAAAGGCCACAACUACCCUGUGUGGGACACCCAGUUUUCUCCCCAUGGGUACUAUUUUGUCUCCGGGGGACAUGACAGAGUUGCCCGUCUUUGGGUUACAGAUCACUAUCAGCCUCUGCGGAUGUUCGCUGGUCACCUGGCUGACAUCACUUGCACGCGCUUCCACCCCAACUCUAAUUAUGUGGCCACAGGGUCAUCUGAUCGUACGAUCCGCAUGUGGGAUAUCCUGAAUGGGAACUGUGUUCGCAUCUUUACUGGUCACAAGGGUCCAAUCCAUGCUUUGUCAUUCUCUCCUAAUGGGAAGUUUUUGGCUUCCGGGGCCACAGAUGGCAGAGUUCUUCUUUGGGACAUUGGUCACGGACUCAUGAUUGGAGAGCUCAAAGGCCAUACAGACACCAUCUACUCUCUCAAGUUCAGCAGGGAUGGUGAAAUUCUUGCCUCUGGCUCCAUGGAUAACACAGUUCGCCUGUGGGAUGCCACGAAAGCAUUUGAUGAUUUGGAGACUGAUGACUUUACCGCAACUACAGGACACAUUCAUUUACAAGAAAACUCACAGGAGCUUCUGCUUGGCUGCUACACAACUAAAUCCUCAGCUGUCCUGCACCUUCACUUCACCCGCAGAAAUCUGCUGUUGGCAGCAGGUGGCUACAAUCCAUGAAAUCUUUUAGUGAAUUGAGCUUGAAAUAGUUUUUUUUUCCUUCCACAAGUAACUGAUAUUUUUGGAAGGUGUGAAAAUAUCGAAUAAUAAAUGAUGUACUUAAUGCUUUUCAACUCUUAUUACACUUGUUCUUAAUGUGGGACGUAAAUUUAGUUGUCCUAAUACGGUGCCAUUGUAACUAAUAACCAUGUUAGAAAUAUUUGUAGCUCUACAUGUGGCUACCAUAUUUGUAUUAUAGU